Messenger RNA from Rana temporaria (common frog), 9143 nucleotides. It is a transcript of the gene LRRC66, whose product is annotated as leucine rich repeat containing 66. Bases 247 to 8982 code for a protein of 2911 amino acids. Gene Ontology annotation, molecular function: protein binding. The transcript is spliced from 5 exons. Lineage: Eukaryota; Metazoa; Chordata; Amphibia; Anura; Ranidae. The record is from RefSeq and is a predicted model, not a curated record.
AGUGUGGUCAGCUGCACACCCAUAACACCGUUCUUAGUCUAGAGAUGUUGAGAUUCUUAGCGCAGCAAGCCAUUGACUAAAGGACUAAUGAAGUGCUUAUGCUUUUUUGUUUUUAGUUCAAGGUUUGAGUCUUGGUUUAUAGCAGAUGUAAAAAAAAAUUGAAUAUCUGGAUGUAAACAAUGUGAGAAGUUCUAAGGACCUGGUUGAUCCAGAGGAGGACAGAGGCUACAAUCUACAGUAACAAUUAUGGAAGGUCACUGCUUAUUCAUGGUGAUUGCUUGCCUUCUUGCUGGCUCUGUCAGAUGCCAUGAAGUCGCCUCUCGUUAUUCUGGAUGUCAGUGGAACAAUGUCCAUUUUCUGAACUGCAGAUCCACAGGAAUUACCACUCUUGGAGAUCACUUCUUCCUGAAUCAGACAAACCAUUUCCAAAGAUGCAUACGGACCACCACACACAUUGAUCUUAGUUAUAAUAUGAUGUCAGCAUUACAUCUAAAUGUCUUCUACAAGUUUACAUCUCUGGAAACCUUAAACCUCACAAAUAACCAGAUCUACAAGAUGUCAAUGAAUGAGAAAGGUGCAUUCCUGACUUCAUUACAGAGACUUGUUCUAAAUGGAAACAGGCUGAUUGCUAUUCCCAAAGGACUGUGCAAACUGAAAUCUUUACAGACUCUUAGCUUAUCAGCCAACAGAAUUCUGUAUGUUCAUAGAGAUGACUUUGCAAACUGCACAAAUCUCCAGCACAUAGAUCUGGGGGAGAACAGGAUCAGCAACAUACAUCCAGAUUCAUUUCGGGAUCUCAGAAAUCUACAGGUUCUGAAGCUAAAUAGCAAUACUCUUUUGAGCCUCUCACCCCUGGUAUUUUUAUUCAAACACAUCCUGAAAGCAGAUAUUGAUUUAUCAGACAAUCCAUGGGUUUGUGAUUGCAGUCUUCAGCCUUUAAAAUAUUUAAUUUCAUCUCUAUCUCCUGGAGUGAGGAAACCAUGGAAUGCUACAUGUCGUACACCCUUCUCUAAAGCAGGACAGCUCAUCCUUUCUGUAGAAAUCAGCAAAUCCUGCCAGACGUCUGAUUACAGCCAUGUCUAUGACAAGACACUAUUAAUCACUGCUGGAGAGGAGGCGACUUUGGACUGUGAAUCUUUCAACCAGUUGAGAAAUAAGGAUAUACUCUGGUGGACUCCACAUGGUAUUAUUUCAAGUGAAAGACAAAAUAGCAAUUAUUACCUCAGCAACACAAAUAGUCUAAUAAUAAAACAGCCUGAUGAUUCUGAUGAAGGUCUGUAUCUUUGCCUUACAAAUGCUGCAAGGAUUGCAUAUCAGGUGGGCAUACAGGUAAAUAACCUAAAAAGUAUAAGGAGGAGUCCAAGAGAUCUACAGUUGAGGAAUGUUCGAAUGCAAACUCAACAAAACUUUGAUUUAGCGGUUUCCCUUUCAGUUGUAGUAACAUUCCUGAUUGCCUUUUUUCUGGGUGUAUUCAUAAGACCAUACCUGGAGAGUUUAUGGAGAAAGUGGUGCGAGUCAAAAAAUGCAGAAGCACAACAUUCAGAUGAAGUUUAUGAAAAUGAAGGAUUUACGCCAGACUUUAUAACAAGAAAACAUGGUGCGAAGAGUAAUGUGAGUAGUUUACCACCACACAAGACAAGACAAUCUUAUGAAAUGAAUGAUAAUUACGAACUGGAAACAGAAAAUAUUACACAAAGACAGGAGCGUGCUAUAGAUGUAGAAUUCCCCACACAUAAUGCUGUUCAGGAAAUAGGUGAAGACAUAAAUGAGCCUGCUAAUAGACUGCCUAGAACAAAACAAGUAAAGUGGGCCAGCAAUGAAGACUUUAGUACAAACGUGAACCUUAAAUAUUUCAUGUCUUUAAUUAAACCUAUUAAUUUCAUAGUUUUAGACUCUUCGAUGCCAGAUAUGGCAUAUGAUCAUCAAUCAAAUAACACAAUUGCUGAGGACUUUAAUCACAUUAGUGGCCACACAAACAACGAAGACACUACCAAGAUGUCAGAUGACAGCUGUUCUUCUGAUGAAGGUUCAAGUUUUUCUUUGGGUUCAGAUUAUGACGUUUCAGAUAAUGAUAGCAUAGUAAAUGAAGUUUUGCAGGAGACAAAACAAGGUGGACAGGAUUGUACUGACAAUGCAAGUCCAACAAUUAACCUCAAACGUUUAAUAUCUUUAUUAAAACCUAUUCACAUCAUAGUUCCUGACUCUACCGUUCCUGUAAUAUCAAAAAGUCCCAAACAAAAUAAAGAUACUUUCAGGACAUUAUAUGAUACAAAUUCAUCUGAUGAAAGUUAUAUUUACGCAUUUGAUUCGGAUAAUGAACUUUCAGACGAAGACGAAAUACUAAAUGUUAAUGUACUGGAAACAAAGAAAAGCAAUGUCAGUCCUACAGUGAACCUUAAAUAUGUUAUGUCUUUGUUAAAGCCAAUUAAUAUCAUAGUUCCAGAGUCAACCACAACCCAAAUAGUAAAGAGUCCUAAACAAACGCAGUUUUUCCCAUUAACUGUGCCUGAAUAUCCAGAAAACAGAAUGGAGAAUUUGGAACAUUUUCCUUAUAUUCAUGAUCAAGACAAACAAAUAACAAAUGAUCAGUGUGAAUCUCAGUUGUCUAAUAUAUCUAGAAUAAAUGAUACAACUGCACUAAAUGAUAGCAGUUCCUCUGAUGAAGAGUCAAACAUUUCUGUCAAUUCAGAAAACUAUUUUUCAGCUGAAGAUGCAUUUAUUGGCUAUAAUUUCCUAAAAAGCCAAACACAGUUGGCCAAUGAGACUCUUAGUGCUACAGUAAACCUUAAACAUUUGAUAUCCUUAUUAAGGCCCAUUAAGAUCACAAUUCCAGAUUCUACUAUACCUACAGUCAUUGGGACUUCUACACAACAGAAGUUGUUUCCAAUUAGUAUUUCUAGAUAUCCAGAAAUGGAAAAUGCUGACAUUUCUUCUGAUAAUCAUGAUAAGGACAACAGUAUACCAGUGGAGCGAAGUGAAUGUUAUUUACAAAGCACAGAUCCUAGAAAUCAAUAUUCAGAUUCAAAGAACUCCAUAGAGGUUACCAGGCCAGCAUAUGACAGUAGUUUAUCUGAGGAUAGUUCAAACGAUACCGAUGAUUCAGAUCAAGCUAUAAGUUCUGUUCUGACUAAACCAUUACCAAGAAAAUGGGUAAGCAAUGAGAAUAUAUAUCCUACAGUGAACCUCAGACAAAUAAUAUCUACUUUAAAACCCAUUAAAAUCAAAGUUCCAGAUGCUUGUCAUUAUCCAGAAACACUCGUGAGUCCUAAGGAGGAUUUUGAGGUUACUUCAGAGAAGCUGUAUUAUUACAGUUCAUCUGAUGAACUUUCAAAUGACUCUGUUGAUUCUGACCACGACAGUACAUUUGAAUUUGUGACUAAGACUUUCCCUGUACCAGCACCAAGAAAAAAGGCAGACAGUGAAAUGGUUUAUUAUAGUGUGAACCUCAAAAAUAUAUUAUCUUCAUUAAAACCUAUUCAUAUCAACAUUCCAGAUUUAACCUAUUAUUCAGAUAAUUUAGUAACUCUUAAGAUGAAUACAGAGGUUACCCAGAACCCGUAUGAUGAAAGUUUAUCUGAACGUUGUAACGAUUCUGCUGACUCAGAACAUGAAAGUUUUGAUGAAGAGGUCAUAAUAAGUCCUAAAGUUUCUGAACCAAUGGCAACAGAACUGAAAAAUCAUGAGGAUCUUACUCCAGUGGUAAACCUCAAAUAUAUAAUUUCAUCAUUAAAACCUAUGAAUAUCAAAUAUCCAGACACAACCGAUCUUCUUGUGAGCUCAGAUAAGAAUAACGAAGUUAAGUUGUAUGACAGAAGUUCAUCUGAUGAAGAAUUUAGUGAUUUGGAUGAUUUCGAAAAUGAAGAUUCCUACAAAAAUGUGAUAUGGGGCCAUAGUUUACCAAAACCAAUAUCAAAUGAAAGUUCAAAUGAUUCAGUGGAUUCAGAAAAAGAUGGUUCAACAGAAGAUGUCAUAUUUCAACUUAACUUGACUACAGAAAUGCCAGCAGACUGGGAAAAGAGUAUGAAUGUUUAUCCUACAGUAAACCUAAAACAUCUAAUAUCAUCAAUAAAGCCCUUUCAUAUUAACGUACCAGACUCAACCAAUUAUUCAGAUCCUCCAGUGUUUCCAAAGAAAAAUAUAGAAGUUACCCAGAAACUGUUUGACAGCACUUCUUCUGAUGAGAGCUCAAAUGAUCCUUUUGAUUCAAGGUAUGAAAGUUCAGAUGAAGAGGUGGUAAGGACUCCUGCUUUGCUUCCAACAGGAACAGAAUGGGCAAGCAUUGAGGAUCUUCCUCUUACAAUAAACCUGAAGCAGAUAAUGUCUUCAUUAAAACCAAUUCAUAUUAACAUUCCUGAAACAACAUGUAAUUCAGAUAUUCUUGUUAAGAAAGAUACAGAUGUUUCCCAAAAGCUGUAUGACUUUAGUAUCUCUGAUACUACAGCGUCUGAAAGUUCUGAUGAUUCUGCUGAAGAUUCAGAUGAAGAAGUUAAACAGAGUAUUAUUUUGCCUGAAGCAACAACAGAAUGGAAAAAACAUGACUAUCCUACUGCCACAGUGAACCUCAAACAUGCAAUAUCUUCAUUAAAACCCUUUCAUAUCAACAUUCCAGACUCAAUCAAUUAUUCAGAUCCUCAAGUGUGUCCAAAGAAAAAUAUAGAGGCUACCCAGAAAUUGUUUGACAGCACUUCCUCCGAUGAGAGCUCCAAUGAUCCUUUUGAUUCAAAAUAUGAAACUUCAGAUGAAGAGGUGGUUAAGACUCCUGCUUUGCUUGUAACAACAGGAACAGGAUGGGCUAGUAGUGAGGAUCUUCCUACUACAGUAAAUCUUAAACAGAUAAUGUCUUCAUUAAAACCAAUUCAUAUUUACAUUCCUGAUACAACAUGUAAUUCAGAUAUUCUUGUUAAGAAGGAUACAGAUGUUGCCCAAAAGCUGUAUGACGUUAGUAUCUCUGAUACUACAGAAUCUGAUAGUUCUGAUGAUUCUACUGAAUCAGAACAUGAAGGUUCAGAUGAAGAAGAUAAACAGAGUAUUAUUUUGCCUGAAGGAACAACAGAAUGGAAAACAAAUUACUAUCCUACUGCCACAGUGAACCUCAAACAUGCAAUAUCUUCAUUAAAGCCCUUUCGUAUCAACAUUCCAGACUCAACCAAUUAUUCAGAUCCUCAAGUGUGUCCAAAGAAAAUUAUAGAGGCUACCCAGAAAUUGUUUGACAGCACUUCCUCAGAUGAGAGCUCAAAUGAUCCUUUUGAUUCAAAAUAUGAAAGUUCAGAUGAAGAGGUGGUUAAGGCUCCUGCUUUGCUUGUAACAACAGGAACAGGAUGGGCUAGCAGUGAGGAUCUUUCUCCUACAGUAAACCUUAAACAGAUAAUGUCUUCAUUAAAACCAAUUCAUAUUUACAUUCCUGAUACAACAUGUAGUUUAGAUAUUCUUGUUAAGAAGGAUACAGAUGUUGCCCAAAAGCUGUAUGACGUUAGUAUAUCUGAUACUACAGCAUCUGAUAGUUCUGAUGAUUCUACUGAAUCAGAACAUGAAGGUUCAGAAGAAGAAGUUAAACAUAGUAUUAUUUUUCCUGAAGCAACAACAGAGUGGAAAAACCAUGACUAUCCUACGGCUAUAGUGGACCUCAAACAUGUUAUAUCUUCAUUAAAGCCCUUUCAUGUCAAUGUUCCAGACUCAAGCAAUUAUUCAGAUCCUCAAGUGUUUCCAAAGAAAAAUAUAGAUGCUACCCAAAAACAGUUUGACAGCACUUCAUCCGAUGAAAGCUCAAAUGAUCCUUUUGAUUCAAAGUAUGAAAGUUCAGAUGAAGAGGUGACAAAGACUCCUGCUUUGCUUGUAACAACAGGAACAGAAUGGGUGAGCAGUGAAGAUCUUCCUCCUACAGUAAACCUCAAACAGAUAAUGUCUUCAUUAAAACCAAUUUGUAUCAAAGUUCCAGACACCGACCAUUAUCCAAUUUUUCCUUUCCAAACAAAUAUAAAUACAAAGGAUAACCACCCACUGUGUGACAGUACUUUAUCUGAUGAAGGCUCAAACAAUUCUGUUAGUUCAAGUGAAGGUAUCAUGAGUUCAAGUGAAGAUAUCUUGAAUGGAUCUUAUGUAGCAGACGCAGCAGAAAUGACUCCAAAUCUCUAUGGCAGCAGUUCAUCUGAUGAAGAUUCAAAUGAAUCAUCUGACUUAGAAUGUGAAGGUUCAGAUGGAGAAAUGAGGAGUGUCAUUUUGCAUAUUCCAACCUUGAAAGAAGCAGUGAACGAUGAGAAUGUGUAUGCUACAAUAAACCUCAAGCAUGUAAUAUCUUCAUUAAAGCCCAUGUGUUUUGCUGUUUCAGAUUCAACCCAUUAUUCAGAUACUCUUGUGCAUUCAAAGAAAAAUAUAGAGGAGGUUACCCAAAGUUCAUACAACAAUAUUUCAUUUGAUAAACUGUCAAAUGAUUCUUCACAUUCAAGGUAUAAGGGUUCAGAUGAAGAGGUAAUAAUGAGUCCAGCUUUGCUUGAACCACCAACAGACUGGGUAAACGACAAGAACCAUAUGCCUACAGUAAACCUUGAACAUGUAAUAGCUUCAUUUAAACCAAUUUGCAUUGUAGUUGCAGAUUCCUACAAGAAGACUACAGUGGUUACCCCAAAGCUAUAUGACAAUAGUUCAUCUGAUGAAAGUUCAAAUGAUUCUGCUGAUUUGGAACAUGAAUGUUCAAGUGAACAUUUGAUGAUUUUUCCAUUGCCUAAACCAAUACAGACAGGACAAGAAAGCAAUGAGAAUGUCUGUCCUACAGUGAACUUAAAGCAUGUAAUAUCUUUAUUAAACCCCAUACAAAUCAAUGUUCCAGAAGCAACAUGCUAUCUAGAUAUUGUCACAAGUCCUAAGGAGAAUAUAGAGACUACUACACAGAAGCUACCUGACUACAGUCCGUCUGAUGAAAGUUCAAAUGGUUCUGUUGAUUCUGAGCAUGAAAGUUCAGAUGAGGAUAUUAAUAGAACCACUAAUAUACCCAAAAGUAUUCCAACAUGGGCAAGUAAUGAAAAUCUUAAUUUUACAGUGAACCUGAGGCAUUUAAUGUCUACUUUUAAACCACUUGAUAUCACAGUUGCAAAUUCAACCAAAUAUUUAGGUACUUCUAUGAACCCAAAUACAGAUACAGAAGUUAUACAAAAGCUGUAUGUGGACAUUUUACCAGAUGCAAUUCCAAAUGAUUCUGAUAAUUCAGACAGUAAAGGUAUAGAAGAUGUGAUCAUUUCAACCUUACCUGAAACAGUGCCAACAAAAUUACCAAGCAAUGAGAAGGUCUAUACUACGGUGAAUCUCAAGAAUGUAAUCUCCUCAUUUAAACCCAUUUCUAUUAAACUUCCACAUUCAACAAAUUAUUCAGAGUCAUUAAUAAUACCCAUGAAGGCUGUAGACGUAUCCAAGGAGCUAUAUAAAAACAGUUCAUCUGACGAAAGUUCUGCUGAAUCAGGACAUGAAGGCUCAUAUGGGGUAACUAACCACAGGAUGCGCAAUAACAGUUCAACUAAUGACGAUUCAACUGAUGAUGAAGAGUCAAUGCUUAAAGAUUCACAUAAAGGCAUUCUAUUAGUUCAGCAUUCUACUUUACCUAAGCCAACACCAACAGAAUGGGCAAGAAAUGAGAACCUCAGUCCUACGGUGAAUUUCAGACAUAUAAUAUCUUUAUUAAAACCCAUUAAAAUCCAAAUUCAGGACUCAGCCUAUCAUUUAGAUCCUCCAAAGAAAACCAUGCAGAUUACCCAGGAAAAGUAUAAUAGCUCACAUGAUAAUAGUUCUGCUGAUUCAGAACAUGAAUAUCCAGACAAAUCUGUGAUAAAGAGUUCUUCUUUGCCCAAACUGACACCAACAGAAAAAGUCCCAGAAUCAAACCUGUAUGAAGACACACCCAUGGCUUCAAAUAAGAAUACAGAGGUUACUUCAAAAACAGUUAAUAAUAUCAGCCUACCCAAUGAACAUUCAAUUUAUUUUGCAGAUUCUGAUCAUGAAGGCUCUGUGGAAAAUAUGGAAAGGAGAACAGAACAGGAAAGACAGAGUUAUGUUUAUCCCACAGUGAAUUUAAAACAUUUGACAUCAUUGGUAAAACCUAUUCGGAUCAAAGUUCCAGAUGUAGCUCACUAUUCAGAGACGCUUAAGAGUUCAAAGAAGAAAAACAAGGUUACUGCUGAAAAACACUUUGACAACAGUUCAUCUGAUGAAAAUUCAAAAGAUUCUACUGAUUCAGAACAUGAGAAUUCAAAUGAAAAUAUAAUGAGUUCUAUAUUGGCUAAACCAACAUUAACAGAAUGGGCAAGCACUGAGAUAGCCUAUCCUACAGUAAAUCUGAAAAAUGUAACAUCUUUGCUUAAACCAAUAAAUAUAAUGGCCCCAGACUCUGUAGUGCCUGAAGAGCCAACGUGGAAGCCAUUUUUCUCAGAAAGCACUAGAUAUAAUGAAAAACAAACAGAUAAUUUUGAUAAAUAUCAACCGAUCAGCCAUUCUUUCAGCCAACCUAAAAGUAAGUUACAUAAUAAACGUUAUAAACGCAAUUUUUCAUAUGCUUUCAAGAAUCCCAGCAAAAAUAAAAAUGUAAUUUUAACCUCAUAUAAAAAAUCAAACAAUACAUCAGAUAAUAUUGAUGAAUGGAGUCAUAAAGAAUUGAACAAAAGUGAUACAACAAAUUCUGAUCCCCUUACAUCAAACUUGGCUGCACGGGCAAGUAAUGAAGAUGAUGCUCCUGUGGUUAAUCUUAAACAUGUGAUGUCAUUAUUAAAACCAGUUAAAUUUGUUGAUCAAGAACUAACAAUGGCUGAACUAGUUAAACAUCCUCCACCUGUCCCACCAAGAAAGUCUAUAAAAAAGUUUCAGGAACAAUCAUCCCUCAGCUUUCAUGAAAAGCCAAUGGCAUCAAGAUUCCCUGUACAAUACUCUACAGUUUCCAAAGACUUAUCACAGAAUGAUCUGAUCAAAUUUGACAUGGAUGACUUUGAGGAAGUUUUACUUUAAAGAGUCUUUGAUGCUUUUUUUUUGAUCACAAGAAAUCUGAACAAUUGAUCAUGGCACCCUUCUCAAGUCUGUGAUCUACCAUAUAUUGAUGUUAAUACUACUGUUUGCUUUUUAUAUGAUGUAUUACUAUAUAACAGAAAAGGUUUAUUUAACAACCCUUA